Messenger RNA from Aphidius gifuensis, 1549 nucleotides. RefSeq lists its product as uncharacterized. The record is from RefSeq and is a predicted model, not a curated record. Gene Ontology annotation, biological process: SCF-dependent proteasomal ubiquitin-dependent protein catabolic process. Lineage: Eukaryota; Metazoa; Arthropoda; Insecta; Hymenoptera; Braconidae. Gene Ontology annotation, cellular component: SCF ubiquitin ligase complex. The transcript is spliced from 5 exons. The coding region runs from base 155 to 1549 and encodes 464 amino acids.
ACGCUGCACACGUGGUUAAUUUUGUCAAAGUAAGGCUACAUACCCUACAUAUCUCGUGAAAAUUAACUUCGUCAACUAAAAUUUUAACUCAGUUCUUUACACAAAAACUUGAUUGAAGACAUUUUUAUUCAACAAGUUGGUUAUAGACAACCUCAUGGAGACUGAUAUGGAGAUUGACAUGGAGACUGAUACAAGUGAUCUGAUUGAAAAGUUCGAACAACAAACUUUAAAUGUCCAGGAAGAAAUGACCUCAGUUUCAAGCAGACCAGUUCAAUAUGAUAUAAUAAUGAAAAAAAUUAUUGAAGAUAUUCUAAAAAUUGAUCUUAAUCCCAAGAUGAGUUUCAGAGCAAGACAAAAAGUAUUGAAAGCACACCAUAAACAGCUUGUGCUUGAGUGGUAUAAUCUAUAUGCGAAUGAACCACGACUCGAAAAAAUAUGUAAAAAUAGAGAACUUGUUUUUUCAUUCUUUACUGAAUAUCAGUUAAAGACACCAUCAGAUGAACAUAAAAAUUUCGUUGAUUUAAAAUAUUUAAUUGAAUUCUGUGGAUAUAAUUUAACGUACCUUGAUCUCACAAGAUAUCCUUUUUCUGGAAUAAUGCCAUUGAUUAAGACCAACUGUCUAAAUCUCAAGACACUUUUAGUACAAUUUAAAGAAAUGAAAGAUGAAGAUUUUAAAGAUGUUUUUUCUAAUAUGCAUCAACUUGAAAGGCUAGAAGUUGAUUGGAAAUGUAAAAAAUUAACACUGCCAAUGACUUUCAUCGAGUCAUUAGAAAAAGUGAGUGGAACCUUAAAGGACUUAACACUUGCAUGUUUUUCGAAAAAAGGUAUUUUGUUACAAGAUUCAUUGGCUUCGAUGUUCCCUCGAAUGAUCACUUUGAAAUGUUUACAAGUAUAUGGUUUUCGACCGAGUCAAUCAGCCAUCCAGUUGAUAAGUGAAAUGAAAAAUUUAAUUACUCUACAAUUAGUUCCGCUUCAUGCUGGUCAAAUGCUUCAUGCGGAUCAAAUCAAUAUGUCUCCAAUUGGGAGUCUGAUAAAUCUUGAAAGAUUAAAUUUUUUUUGGGAUUGCGAUGAUACAGAUGAAUUAUUGAUUAAUCUCGGUGAUAAUGCUAAAGGAUUAAGAAGUUUACGUAUAUUUGGUACAAAUUUAACAGAUAAUGGUAUGAUCGCCGUUAAAAAAAUGAGUCAAUUGCAUUGGCUCAGUAUUUGUGAUCCUUUAGAUUCAGUAACAGCGACAAAUAAUUUUAUCACUGAUGAAUCAAUUCAAUGUUUAUUUAAUGAACAGAUACGUUAUUUAGAUUUAUCAAAUUGCUCUCAAGUUUCUAAUAGAUCAGUGGUUAAACUUUUUGAAAAUUUACCAAUCCUAGAAUGUAUAUCAGUUGUAAAUACUAAUGUUACUAUUGGAAUCGUUGAAGAGUUAUCUAAAUUUUCGGAAUUUCGUGAGACGAAACUACAUGUAUGUGUUUCCUUUCCUAUUAAAGAAUGUAAUGGUGUUUUAAAGUCAUUAUUGGAAUCACAUAAUGUUGUAUUCGUGUCUCAAUAUACAGAUUAA